This is a messenger RNA of Linnemannia hyalina, 3105 nucleotides long. NCBI's taxonomy places the organism in Eukaryota, Fungi, Mortierellomycota, Mortierellomycetes, Mortierellales, Mortierellaceae. The record is from the annotation of a GenBank genome assembly.
AUGGCUGACAAGACUGGGAUUGUCGACACAAACGAUAACCAGCAGGGUCACCCUGCCCACGGCCAACCCACUCAAUCGCCCACUGCGACUUCAACAACAGCCGCGUCGACAACAGCCGCGGCGCCUCCUCCGACCGAAGAGAUCAAAGGCGGCGUCAGUGGUGGCGGUCUCCCUUCGCCUCAACAGCAGUAUCAGCACGGAAGCUAUUCCAAUGGCAAUUCCAAUGGCAAGACAAAGGGGAAGGACUUGCAGGUGGAAGAGACUGAGCACCACGAACACAAGGACGAGAUUUCACCCGAGCUCGAGGCCUUUUUGCACACAGACCCGAUGCACGGACUAGACGAUGAAGAAGUCCAGAAAAGGCUGGAGAACUUUGGACCCAACUCGUUCAAAGAGAGCAAGAAAAACCCGAUCCUCAAGUUCCUAGGAUACUUUACGGGUGCGAUUGCAUACCUCAUUGAGGUUGCAUGUAUCAUCUCUGCCGUUGUCGGGGAUUGGCUGGACUUUGGUAUUAUCCUUGCCCUGUUACUCGUCAACGCCUGUAUCGGAUUCAUCGAGGAGGCCAAGGCGGAAUCAGCCCUCGACGCCCUCCGACAGACGCUCGCGCUCAAGACACGUUGCUGGCGUAAUGGCCAUCUAGUCGAGCUCGACACCAGUGCCCUCGUCCCUGGAGAUGUGAUUGUCCUGCGCCUUGGUGACAUUAUCCCUGCCGACGGUCGACUCCUGGGCAUUGGCGUUACGGGUGAGGCGACUGAGGGCGAUCUCUUGAUUGACCAGUCUGCCCUCACGGGCGAGUCCCUCCCUGUGGGCAAGAAGAAGGGUGAUGUUGUCUACUCGUCUUCGAUUGUCAAGCAGGGUCAGCAGAUGGCUGUUGUGACCAAGACUGGUAUCAACACCUUCAUCGGGCGUGCUGCCAACCUUAUCUCGAUCACCGCCGAGGAGGGUCACUUCCAGAAGAUCAUCAACCGGAUCGGCAACUUUUUGAUCCUCAUUACCGUCGUCCUUGUGGGUAUCAUCCUCAUCUACCAGCUGGUUCAUUUCCAUGGUACAGAUGAGGGCAAGUUCUUAACCGUCCUCGGUAAAGUCCUCGUCCUCACUGUCGCCGCCAUCCCUGUCGGUCUUCCUACCGUCAUGUCCGUCACCAUGGCCAUCGGUGCCAAACAGCUCGCCGCCAAGCAGGUCAUUGUCAAGCGUCUGACAGCUGUCGAAGAGAUGGCCUCCGUCUCGGUCCUGUGCUCUGACAAGACUGGUACCCUGACCCUUAACGAGCUGACAUUCGACGAGCCCUACCUUGCCAACAACUAUUCUGCCGAAGAUAUCCUCCUUUACUCGUACCUUGCUGCUGAGCCCGGUGCCAACGAUCCUAUCGAGCUCGCUGUCCGUACUGCUGCCGAGGAACAAUUGCCGCUCCUCCAGAACCGUACCCACAAGCAUGAUGUCCCUGGAUUCAAGGUGACUUCUUUCUUGCCCUUCAACCCUGCGACCAAACUGACCCAGGCUACGAUCAACAACAAAGAGUCUGGCGAGACGUUCAAGGUUGCCAAGGGUGCACCACAGGUCAUUAUCAAGCUCGUAGGAGGAGAUGAUGAUGCUGUCCGUGCUGUCAAUGCGAUGGCCAAGCGUGGUCUUCGUGCCCUCGGUGUUGCUCGCACCCACGGCGAAUCGAUGGAUGAGUUUGAGCUCAUUGGUAUGAUCGCGUUGAUUGACCCCCCGCGCCCUGACUCUGCAGAUACCAUUGCUCGGUGCAAGCAUAUGGGGGUCGAUGUCAAGAUGGUCACCGGAGACCAGCUGAUCAUUGCCAAGGAAGUGGCGCAUCGUCUCGGCCUCACCCGUGUCAUCCUCGAUGCCAAUCACCUGGUCGAUCCCAACAAGUCUGACGAGGAGGUCACCGAGCACUGUAUCCGAGCCGAUGGGUUCGCUCAGGUCAUCCCCGAGCACAAGUACCGUGUCGUCGAGUUGCUCCAGAAGCGUGGCAUCAUUGUCGGAAUGACGGGCGAUGGAGUCAACGAUGCCCCCGCGCUCAAGAAGGCCAAUGUCGGAAUUGCGGUCCAUGGAUGCACAGAUGCGGCUCGAUCCGCCGCGGAUAUUGUGUUGCUUGCCCCGGGACUGUCGACGAUUGUGGAUGGUUUGAUGACCUCGAGAGCGAUCUUCCAGAGGAUGCGGUCGUAUGCAUUGUACAGAAUCACGUCGACGAUCCAUUUCUUGAUGUUCUUCUUUGUCGUCGUCAUGGCCUUUGACUGGAGCCUUCCUGCCCAUUUGCUUAUCUUGAUCUGCAUCCUCAACGAUCUCGCGACCCUUGUUAUUGCCGUCGACAAUGCCCAGCUGUCACCACACCCAGACAAGUGGAGAAUUGGACAACUGAUCUUCAUGUCCUUCACCCUCGCCAUCUUCCUCUGCGCCCUUUCCUUUGCCCAUUUCUUCAUCUUCUGGAAAGUUUUCGGCUACGAACCCGUAACAACCCCCGGCGACGGACCCGAACACCGUCUCGAAUCCGUCAUGUACCUUCACAUCUCCUCCGCACCUCAUUUCGUCAUUUUCUCGACCCGUCUCACAGGCUACUUCUGGGUCAACCUGCCCUCGCCCUUGUUUGCGACGGUGAUUAUCGGCACGCAGAUUAUUGCGCUCUUGAUGGUUGUCUUUGGAGGGUUGACGCCUAAGAUCCCAUUCUCGCAGGCGAUUGUGAUCCUCCUGAUCUCGUUCGCCUAUUUCAUUUUCUUGGAUGCGAUCAAGGUCCAGAUGUUCAAGAUGUGGUCGUUCGAAUUGACGGCACAGUUUGUGAGAACUCCCGCGAGGAGGAAGAAGCUCGCAGAGCGGAGGGCUCGGAAGAAGCAGCAGGAGGCUGUAUGGAAGGAUAUUGACAAGAUCCGUGAGAUUGUGUUGAAGUUGAAGUGUCUCGAGGCUUUGAAUGAGCAACCCCGAGAGGAAGGGCAGACGGCGGAGUAUCCUCAGGAACAAAAGGGAGAGAAGGCGGAGAUUGGCGAGAUGGAGGAGAUUAGGGCUCUUGCGAAUCAAGGUGGUGCUGGUGGGAGUGGAAGUGGGACCAUCGCAGAUGUGAACGAGAAGGACGAGUAUGUUAAGGGGGAGGACAAUUUGCGUAACGCGUGA